Molecule: messenger RNA, 1401 nt
Organism: Gregarina niphandrodes
Lineage: Eukaryota; Apicomplexa; Conoidasida; Eugregarinorida; Gregarinidae
Exons: 2
Coding region: 1-1401 (466 amino acids)
Source: RefSeq, a predicted model, not a curated record
AUGUCGUUGCCCGAACUGAUGAAGCUGAUGGACCGUCAUUUCGAGCGAUACAACAAUAACUGUCGUUCUGAACAGGCUCGGCGCGAACGUGCGCAGGCAGUCGCCCUUGCCAAAGAGGAAGAGCGACGACUCGAGGCCAACCACAGGCUCAAGAAGAUCGUUCCUAUCCUCGACUAUCUAGCCAGCACCGAAGCCCUGGCACAAGCACAGCAGCAAAAGAUCAAAUCCAAGACUCUUGACCCCUGCAUCAUUUUGGGAAUUCCCUACGACUCAGUUAACAAGACCGUCUUGAAGAAGAUCAAGCUGAAGGUACAAGCGAGUCUUCACCCCGACAAGUACAAUUUAGAUUGGCUAGAGAGUGAGAAGCGGGCGGAGUGGACGGCUCGUAUUUCCCACGCUUUCCGUUUGGUGACGGAGGCGUUGAAUGAGUUACAGAAAUGCGAAUCGCUUACACCAAGAUGGGUGAUGUGUCGGGGUCUGGUGGAGCCUCCGUACGCUGAGGAGGUGGGUAUUCAGUGGAAAGGUUCAAAACACACCCCCGUAAAAGUGCCGGUAAUCAAGCCUCCCGGAUCUGCGCCGCCUUCGGCUCAACAACCUGAAAGCGAAGAGCCGAAGGCACACGGUGGAGGAAGCGCAGCAGCCAACACGUCCCGGAAGGCUGUGAUCACUCCGUUGCUUUUCCGAACCACACCGUUGACUGCGUUGGCGGAGGGGCCGCCGUUGCCUCAGGGGGGCAAAUCACGAAAGAGUCGGGACGCAUUUCUAGAACCUAUGUGUCAGCUGACCUUUCCGGACAAAGUUUGGGUUCGACAGGGUGUGUUGGAGCUUGACGUUUGUCUGAAGGAAGAGUCUUUAAAGGACGACUUGCAGGAGGGUAUUCGUCGGUCGACCGAGCACCGAUGUCUAGUACUAUGGGUUGCGGCGCCUCGUCUGAAGAACGUGAGGGUCCCGUUCAAAAGCCGUGUUAUAGCCAAGUACAUCUUUACGCUAACUUGGGCCACGGCGUCUAGACGGUCGGCUACCCUACACCUGGACGGCCUGCCUUUGAUCGGGAACCAUGAUACAUGUUACUACGAGUUCCAGUGGGUCGAAACGGUCGACCUCAGCGGAGGCGCUCUGCCUCUCCGGGACCUCGCCAUCCGACAGACCGAACCAGUCCGCGUGGUACGACCCGUGCUGGUCCCGGCCCUCCGCGAGGGAGGCGUCAACAUGUACAGAGCUACGUUAAACGUUUUGUGGCAACUCAGCGACGUCUACGGCGAGCCGCUGAAACAGUUCUAUGCCGACAUGAGGACCAACGGAGGCCCCCCAUGGAUCAAAACGCUUAAACGCCACGAAGCAAGACAACUACUCGAGUCAGUAUUCACGGAUCUGCAACCCCACCUUCUCACAGACAACUAA